CCAGCGCUAAUAAUGGUUGGCCAUUGGGUUGGCGAGUCAACAAAUUCAUGAACAGCUCGAGCUAGUGAACUAGAAAUACUUGAGUGCAGGCUGAAACUCGGGACGCGGCGUGGGAAGUAGUUUGCGUACUAGUAACCGCAGCGUACUGGCUGUUAAGUUCCAGCAUUUAGCUUGUUUUUUUUUGUUUUUUUAAGUAUUCACCCGCUCCCCUACGUUGUGGCAACGAGCUUGCCCGAGUUGGCCCAUCAGCAGCAAGUAUGGCGGAAGCGACAGACGCAGAGUUGAGCGCGGCAGCAGAGCCGCCCACUGUCAGCAGCGGCCAGCAGGCUACUGUAGUGUGCGGGGAAGCUUCAGAAUCGGACGACGAGGACCUCAGCAUUUCGACCAGCACAAUCGCCAGCGAUCUCAGCAUGUCGAGUGCCAGCGACAGCGUUACAUCGAGCGAGCGUCGAUCUGCGGAGCCGAGCCAGCACAGGACACUUCUGCAUCGAAAGCUCCGCGAGCGCAACGCGAGCUUGCGCAGGAGCGUAUGCGAACUGAUGCGGCAUCCAUACCAGAACGCUGCUCGCGAACUUGGUGCAAUUUCUCAGAAUCUUGUUCGCUCGCAUCAACUUCUACAAGAGGUGUCCACCUCCCUCAGGAAACUGACCAACGAACUUUUUCAGAUUGAGGACAAACUCGACACUAUACAGCACUGCAAUAUCAUUCCAGAAAUAACGAUCCCCCCGCCAAAUCCCCGUGCGUCACCAGAAUGUCUGUGACUGUUUUACAAGUCCGAACACCCAGUAAGCUAAACUAUGAUGUUGAUAGCCGCCAACACGGUUAGCGUAAUUGCUUUGACUCUCAUGCCUUACCAUCUGCUCGAGUUGCACCGGUUGGCGAGACUUGUUUGCAUGUGCUUUGACACCUGUUGCUAAAAAGAAAAAAGAAAGAAAA
Messenger RNA from Rhipicephalus sanguineus (brown dog tick), 936 nucleotides. RefSeq names its product biogenesis of lysosome-related organelles complex 1 subunit 3 (gene Blos3). NCBI's taxonomy places the organism in Eukaryota, Metazoa, Arthropoda, Arachnida, Ixodida, Ixodidae. Gene Ontology annotation, cellular component: BLOC-1 complex. The record is from RefSeq and is a predicted model, not a curated record. The coding region runs from base 258 to 761 and encodes 167 amino acids. The transcript has a single exon.